AUGGGCGGGGCGAUCAGGCUACCUGGGCCGUUUGCCGGCGAGGGCUCUUGGGCGGGAAAUCGUCACUCGGGGGAGGAAUCUAUCGAGAGGUUGAGGGAAUCAGAGCUGCCGUUGUUCUCGCUCCCCAUAACAAGAGCGGCGGCAAGGGGAGAAGGACAAGUUGGUGAAGGGGUUGACGACGCAGUUGUGUGGAUGAAAGCGAAGCGAAAACUCAGGAGUACAUGGGCGACAUGGUCAACACUACGUCGAUUUAUGUUGCGAAGAAGGCGGAUUUUGGCGUUGCUUGUUGUAUUACUGCUCGCAGGCUUCUUUGCAGGAUACUUGUACAACACGGAGACGGCCAUCAAUGCGAUCUGGAUCCCAGACAAGGACUCAAUAUCAUUUGGUAAGAAGCCGUUGCCGCCGCCGCUGGAACGGACACAAAUUACAAACUACACACUGCCGCUUCGCACCAAGGGUCGAAAUAUCGUCGAUGUAGAGGGGAGGCGAUUCAAACUGGCUUCGAUAAACUGGUACGGCGCAAGCGACGAGUUAUUCGUCCCGGGAGGGCUUGACAUACAGCACCGCAAAGUUAUUGCGCAGACCAUCAAGAAACUGGGCUUCAAUAGCGUACGACUGCCCUAUGCAGAUGAGUUGGUGACCAAGAAUCCCGUCCUCGACGCCAAGCUGGUCAAGGCGAAUCCAGACCUCGCAGGACUACGGGCACUGGACGUCCUGGAAGCUGUUACAACGACACUUACAGAAGAAGGGAUCGCCGUUAUUGUGAACAAUCACAUCACGAGGGCGACAUGGUGCUGUGGCGCGAACCCAUGCGACGCGGCCUGGGCAAACGACUACCUCCUGGGAAUAUGUAAAGUCACACAGACAGAAGACGACUGGAUACGAAACUGGGAAACAGUCAUGGCAAGAUUCACCAACAACUCGCUCGUCAUUGGCGCCGACCUGCGCAACGAAGUCCGCGGCCUCUGGGGCACGAUGCCAUGGUCCAAGUGGGCGAGGGCAGCUGAACGCUGUGGAAACCGCCUCCUGGCCCUGAACCCGAACUGGCUGAUCGUCGUCGAGGGGACAGAGUCGUCCAACGACCUGCGCGGCGUGCGAGGCCGGCCCGUGAAGCUCGACGUCGCGAACCGGCUGGUGUACUCGGCGCAUGUGUACGCCUGGUCUGGCUGGGGCAGUUUCGGGGGCCGCUUCUCCAAGAGGAGCUACGGGUCGUUUAGGGAGAGCAUGCGCGAGCACUGGGGGUAUUUGCUGGAAGGGGACUCGGCGCCCGUCUGGGUUGGCGAGGUUGGCGCGCCGAGGGUGCCGGCGAGUGUGGGCGAUGUGAGGUAUUGGAGGAACUUGUGGCGGUAUCUGGGGGAGGUGGAUGCGGAUUUUGGGUAUUGGGCUUUGAAUCCGAGGAAGGCGGCGGGGAAUGUGAGUGAGAGUUAUGCGGUGGUUGGGGAUGAUUGGGUGACGGCGGUGUUGGAUUAUAGGAUGAUGAGUAUGGUGGAGGCGAUGAGGAGGUGA
Messenger RNA from Pochonia chlamydosporia 170, 1506 nucleotides. Its product is annotated as glycoside hydrolase family 5 protein. Gene Ontology annotation, molecular function: hydrolase activity, hydrolyzing O-glycosyl compounds. The transcript has a single exon. NCBI's taxonomy places the organism in Eukaryota, Fungi, Ascomycota, Sordariomycetes, Hypocreales, Clavicipitaceae. Bases 1 to 1506 code for a protein of 501 amino acids. The record is from RefSeq and is a predicted model, not a curated record.